Messenger RNA from Dermacentor silvarum, 1040 nucleotides. RefSeq lists its product as uncharacterized. The coding region runs from base 55 to 813 and encodes 252 amino acids. NCBI's taxonomy places the organism in Eukaryota, Metazoa, Arthropoda, Arachnida, Ixodida, Ixodidae. The transcript has 5 exons. The record is from RefSeq and is a predicted model, not a curated record.
ACGUGAUAUACCACAUCUGCUAGUGCGCAUGCUCAAAUACAGCAGCUGCUAAGAAUGGCAGUGGCGACCGCGACCAAGCUUGCAGCUGGAUUUGUACUGCUUGUGGCGCUGGUAUUUGGUCAAGGCAAAUGCCAAGACAAACUCUGCAGCGUUCUCAACGCAACCUCCUGUUACUGGAAUGUAGCGGUUACGUACGUGGUCAGAGGCGCUGUUUCCCAGCUCCCAGCGCAGCCGGUGCACCUUGCAAAGCUAUGUGCCGCGUACAAAGAGCUGCCGCUUGUGUCAGAGUGCACGCUAUACUAUGCCGGAUGCAGCGAAGAGGUGCGAAAGCACUUCCUAGUGCAAGAGCACGGCUAUCGGAUAGUGCAGAAAGACAUUCUGGAUCGGGCAAAAUGUGAAGGACUGGCCACAUUGAACUCGUGCAUCGGCUCGACUUCUUUGCUGCAACAUUGCCGUGUGAGCCUGAAUAUGGCACCCACUGUCCAGAACGCCCGUAAUAACCUCAAAGCUUCAUCGAAACUGGGUAUUUGCCUCAUGAAAGCUCUGUCCCCCUGCUCAAAGGGAGAGCACCACUACGCCAAAGAUCACAUCGUGAACUCGUACAACCUGGCGUUGUGGGAACUCUUUUACCACGACAGUGUGUCCAUACCCCAUGUCGAACCUGCCGCUCGGGAGCCUAAAACACUUCCCUUUAACACUACGGACGCAAUUCCCACCCCAACGCCGGCAUCACGCAGCAGAGCUGCAGUAGUGCUGUCUCUCGGUGCCUCGACCCUGCUCCUGAUUGUCACAAUAUGGAUACAUAUCGUGUAACCGAGAUAAUUUAUGGCCUUUAUUUCCAGUAUAGCGAAUGCUUUCUAUUCUAUUUUAUUUUAGCGGACGUGUCCACGACCUGGCACAAGCCUCCGGCGCCAUAAAAUGCGCAAAAAACCCCACAGUUUUCGCAUCUGUUCAUCUUGAACUAUGUUUUUGUAGAUCUCGAACCGUAAUAAAGUUCAUUAACUUGUAUCUUUGCUAUGACACAAAACCAAAACUUUCAA